AUCCUUUUUGAGCAUUCUCCCCGCAGCGGCCCAUUUCAACUUCCCUUUCUCCUCCAUCUCUUGCAGAUUGCAGGAAGUCGAUUCACCUCCCAGCUCCCCGGACACGUAACACCGUAACACACUAUGAGUGCACGCGACUUGGUUGAGGGGGAGGCGAUGAUCGAUGACGAUGAGAAUGACGAGGAGUUGGCCGACGACUAUGACGGCGAUGUCCGAGAGGGUGCUGGCACCAACAACAAUCAAUACGACUCCAGUGAAGAAGAGGAGGAGGAUGAUGAUGAUGAAGAGGCUGCCCGUGCAGUUCGUGAAGGAUUCAUUGUCGAUGAGGAUGAAGAAUUAGAAGAGCGCGCCGAGCGCCGGCGGGAGAAGAGGAAACAAAGGGAUCGUGAGCGCGAGGAUGAACAUUUGGAUGAAGAAGAUCUAGAGCUCAUCGGUGAACUACCUCCGAGGUUCCAGUCUUCAUCCGCAGCAGAGCCCAAAUUUAAGCGUCUUAAGCGUGGACACAAAGAUCGCGAUCUACGACAACCAUCCCAGGGCAUCGACGAUAUCUUUAAUUCCGAUGAGGAUGAGGAGCCGGCCGGCGACUACGGACGAUCCGGCCACCGGAGGCCCAUGCACGACGAGAUGGACGAUUUUAUCGAAGAGGAUGUCUUCUCUGACGAGGAAGUCCAGCGUGAACGCGAGGACUAUGAGGUUGCCCGCACAUCCAAGGGUGGUCUGGGGGUCACAGAUGCGACUGGUCUGGAUGAGAAUGCGCUCGAUGAUAUGCGCGCCGCCUUCGGAGACGGCAAUGAGUACCUGUUUGCUCUCGAGAUGGAGGAGCAAGAAGAAGAACAGGAAGAGGACGAGGAAAAGCAUUUGGAUCUCAAGGAUGUUUUCGAACCAUCGCAGCUGGCCGAGAAGAUGUUGACUGAGGAGGAUAACCAGAUCCGGUUAUUGGAUGAGCCUGAACGCCACCAAAUUGCCCGCAAGCCUUAUCGCAAUGUUGUCUUGACCGAGGAUCAGUUCCGCGAGGAGGCAGCCUGGAUCUCGAACCUGAUGCUUCUUAAGAAGCGCAUCGAGCCCGAGCUGCGUGAGCCCUUUCAACGGUCGGUCGCCAAGGUGCUCGAAUUCCUUGUGACGGAUGACUGGGAAGUUCCCUUCAUCUUCCAACAUCGCAAAGACUACAUGAUCCACGCUGUGAAAGUUCCCGUCGAUGGGGCAGGCCUCGACGCCGAUUCCUCGCAAUACACCACUAAGGCUGAGAAGCUCCUGAACAUGACCGACCUCUGGGAGAUCUUCGAUAAUGACCUCAAGUUCAAAGCUUUGGUGGAGAAACGUACAACCAUUCAAAAGACCUAUGAUAACUUACAGAGUCUGUUCAACAUCAACGAUGAGAUCGUGUUCGAGAUGCUAUCGACCGCCACUAGCAUGGAAGAGUUACAGGAUGUUCAGGACUACCUCCACUUUCAGUACGCGUCCCAUCUGCGCGAUUUGACCCUUGCCAAUGGAGACAACACCGGGGAGACCCAUCGCCGGAAAGCAACCAGCAAGACAUUCUUUGAGCGCGUCCGGAACGGUAAGGCGUACGGCCUCGUCCGCGCAUUCGGCAUUACGGCCGAUGCCUUCGCCCAGAAUGCCCUCAAGGAAGGCCGGCGGCAAUACACCGAGGAUCCCGCCGAACGCCCGGAAGAGCUGGCAGAUUCCUUUGUGGAUAACGACUUCUCGAACUCCUCCCAUGUGGUCAAGGCCGCCAAGACCAUGUUCGCCGAGGAGAUUGUCAUGAGUCCAAAGAUGCGCAAGGUAGUCAGGCAGGCGUAUUAUAUGAGUGGUGUAGUGGACUGCUUCCGGACAGAGAAGGGCCUGCGGCGCAUUGAUGAGCAGCAUCCUUACUACGAAUUCAAAUAUCUCCGAAACCAACAACUGAGCGACAUUGCCCGCCGGCCGGAGAUGUACCUGCGCAUGCUCAAGGCCGAAGAAGAGGGUCUGGUCGAUGUCAAGGUUCGCUUUGAGAACUUUGACCACUUCCGGCAACGUCUAUACGCAGACAUUGAAUCCGAUAAUUACAGCGAGCUGGCGGACGUAUGGAACCGGACUCGACGCGACGUCUUAGAUCUAGCGCUGGGCAAGUUGGAGCGUUUAAUUAAUCGCAGUGUGAAGGAGAACCUCCGUCAAGAGUGCGAGAACUCUGUGGCCAAGGAGUGCCGUGAAACCUUCUCAUAUCGGCUGGACCAGGCUCCUUACAAGCCCAAGGGAAUGGUUCUGGGCACCGUGCCCCGCGUGCUGACCCUAUCUACCGGCUCCGGUGUGGUGGGACGGGAGCCCAUUCACUGGGCCUACGUCGAAGAAGACGGUCGGGUGCUGGAGAACGGAAAGUUCGUGGAUCUUUCGGUUGGAGACCGUGAGCGCAGUGUAGCCGAUGGCAAAGAUGUUGAAGCCUUUAUCAGCCUGGUCAGUCGUCGCCGUCCGGAUGUCAUUGGUGUCUCCGGCAACACACCGGAAACGCGCCGCCUGUACAAGCUGUUGACCGAGCUGGUGGACAAGCGCAAUCUUUGUGGCGCACCUUACACUGAUGACCGGGACGAGACAGCCACUGACCCCUUGGAAGUGGUUAUUGUCAACGACGAAGUGGCCCGUCUCUAUCAACACAGUGAGCGCGCGAAGAAGGAUCACCCCAGCUUCGGUCCCCUGACCCAUUACUGCGUCGCUCUGGCCAAGUAUCUGCAAAGUCCGCUCAAGGAAUACGCCUCGCUCGGCCGUGACAUUGUGUCAAUCCAGUUCAAGCCUGGCCAGCAGCUGAUCUCGCAAGACUUGCUGUUGAAGCAGUUGGAGACGGCACUGGUCGAUAUGGUCAACCUGGUGGGCGUUGACCUCAACGAAGCGGUGACGGAUCCGGCAGCAGCUAAUUUGCUGCCCUACGUCUGUGGCUUGGGUCCGCGCAAGGCCGCCCAUUUGUUGAAAAUCGUAAACAUGAACGGCGGCGUGGUGAACAACCGGGUCGAACUGUUGGGCGUGAAUGCGCAGUAUCCAGCCAUGGGCGUCAAGGUUUGGAACAACUGCGCCAGUUUCCUGUACAUCGACUUUGAGAAUGCCGAUCCCGAUGCCGAUCCCCUUGAUAACACUCGUGUGCAUCCGGAAGAUUAUGACAUUGCACGCAAGAUGGCGGCCGAUGCAUUGGAGCUGGACGAGGAAGACAUCAAGGCAGAAACCGACGAGAACGGGCCCGGAGCGAUCGUGCGCAAGCUCUUCCGAGAGGAAGCGCAGGAUCGUGUGAACGACCUGAUCCUGGAGGAAUAUGCGGAGCAGUUAGAAAAGAACUUGAAUCAGCGCAAGCGGGCGACGCUCGAAACGAUUCGCGCCGAGUUACAGCAACCGUACGAAGAAUUGCGGAAACAAUACGUCUUCCUCAGCACUGAUGAUAUUUUUACCAUGCUGACGGGCGAGACAACCGAGACGCUUGCAGAGGGGAUGGUGGUGCCUAUCUCGAUCAAGCGGGUGACCGAUGACCACAUUGACGGCAAGCUGGACUGCGGUAUCGAUGCGCUGGUGCCGGAAUCGGAGCUGACUGAUCGCUACGACAUUCCUGUGCGAGCCCUGUAUCAGCCGCAUCAAACAGUGUCGGCGAAGAUCUUGUUCCUGAACCGAAAGACAUUCUCGUGUAAUGUGUCGCUGCGCGAGGAACAGGUCAGCCGGCCGUCCCAUCGGACACCGGGCGAUCGGCUGCAGGGCGAAUGGGACGAUCGACAAGAGCAUGAGGACCGAGAGGCUAUGCAGGAGACGACUCAGAGUGGCGGCCGAACGAUGCGUGUCAUCAAGCAUCCGUUGUUCCGGCCGUUCAACUCGACGCAGGCUGAGGAGUUCUUGGGAUCUCAGGGCCGAGGUGACGUGGUUAUUCGGCCCUCGUCCAAAGGUCCAGACCAUCUGGCCGUUACAUGGAAGGUGGCGGAUGGUGUUUUCCAGCACAUCGAUGUUCUCGAGCUGGAUAAGGAGAACGAGUUCUCAGUGGGCCGAACGUUGAAGGUGGGCGGUCGCUACACGUACAGUGAUCUGGACGACUUGAUCUUCAACCAUGUCAAGGCAAUGGCCAAGAAGGUGGACGAGAUGAUGCUGCAUGAAAAAUAUCAGGACGGCACCCGGGAUGCCACUUACUCCUGGCUGGAGACUUACACGAAGGCCAAUCCGCGCCGGUCGGCCUACGCGUUCUGUCUAGACCCCAAGCAUGCAGGCUACUUCUUCCUGUGCUUCAAGGCGGGGGAGAAUGCUUCGACGCACAGCUGGCCAGUCAAGGUGAUCCCUCAGGGAUAUGAGUUGCAGCGCAACCCUUAUCCCGACAUGCGGGCAUUGUGCAAUGGCUUCAAGCUGCUGUUUACCAACAUGCAGGCGGGCAGGCGUCGUUAAGGAGAGGAACUUCUCUUGUGUAUACUUGUGUAAUAUUUGGGUUGGUAACUGCUUGGAAGGAAGGAAAUUAGGGAGGAUGGAUUGUCGCUUCUUCUUCUUCUUCUUCUUCUUCUUCUUCUUCUUCUUCAUCUCCCUCUUCGUCUUCACACGUUUCUAUUCUGAUUCUCCCAUUCUCGUGUAAUUCAUUCCGGUUUUCAUUGGCAUUGAUCCCAUUUUGUCGUAUGAA
Aspergillus aculeatinus CBS 121060 is the source of this 4603-nucleotide messenger RNA. It is a transcript of the gene spt6, whose product is annotated as chromatin-remodeling histone chaperone SPT6. NCBI's taxonomy places the organism in Eukaryota, Fungi, Ascomycota, Eurotiomycetes, Eurotiales, Aspergillaceae. Gene Ontology annotation, cellular component: transcription elongation factor complex. Bases 124 to 4377 code for a protein of 1417 amino acids. The transcript has 4 exons. Gene Ontology annotation, biological process: nucleosome organization; positive regulation of transcription elongation by RNA polymerase II; transcription elongation by RNA polymerase II. Gene Ontology annotation, molecular function: DNA binding; histone binding; nucleosome binding. The record is from RefSeq and is a predicted model, not a curated record.